AUGAAGGAUUACCAUGCUGAGCAGGUGCUGACCCUGGCCCUGCUGCUGCAGCCCGAGCUGGGCCGCGUUGCCCUGCGGCUGCGCGCGGCCCUCGCCGGCACCCACGUCCCUGGGACACACUCCAUUGCCUUCAUCAGCUGCCUCAACGAGCAGAUCGCCAAGGAUAUUGCCAGGGCCAUCAUGGAUAAGAAGCUGGCUGCCCACGUGAGCAUCCUGCCCAAGAGCUUGGCCUUGUAUUUCUGGAAAGGGGAGCUGGAAGAAUCCACUGAGAUACUGCUGUUAGUGAAAACAAGGACAUCCAAAAUAAGUGAAUUGUCCAACUAUGUCAGGUCCAUCCAUCCCUUUGAAAUCCCUGAAGUCAUCAGCCUGCCUAUCGACCAAGGAAACCCCCUGUACCUCAGGUGGUUGGAGGAGAGCGUCCCACGGGACUGA
Chaetura pelagica (chimney swift) is the source of this 432-nucleotide messenger RNA. It is a transcript of the gene CUTA, whose product is annotated as cutA divalent cation tolerance homolog (E. coli). Gene Ontology annotation, biological process: response to metal ion. Gene Ontology annotation, molecular function: copper ion binding. NCBI's taxonomy places the organism in Eukaryota, Metazoa, Chordata, Aves, Apodiformes, Apodidae. Bases 1 to 432 code for a protein of 143 amino acids. The record is from RefSeq and is a predicted model, not a curated record. The transcript is spliced from 6 exons.